GUAAAAAACAUCAUCUGCUUAUAUAGGCUCAUCUCAAAUGCUACUUCCUUUGUGAAGCUUUCCUUGAGCUCUGUGAUUUUUUCCAGCCAGAGUGACCUUGCCUCCUUGCGAAAUCCUAUAGGAGGUUUUAAUGUGUUGUGGUUAUUUGUCACAUCUUAUAUGUGCUCAAGUCUUCACUGUUUUACCUGAACACUGUCUUACUCACCCCAGUACUUUCCAGAAUGGCUUAGUAAUGUUUAUAGAAUUUCUGAGGUAAUUAAUGAAUGAGCAAAUGUACAAAGAGUUAAGGACAUACGGUUUUGUGUCAGACAUUUGGGGUUUUUCCCUGGUUUGGCUGUUUUCUGGGUGUGUCAUUGGGUAAAUCACUUUUCUUCUCACCCUUUCCUUAGACUCCACAUCAUAGGACAGUUGUGAGGAUUAAGUGAUAUAACGUAGAUAAAUUGUGCUGUGUGUAAUAAGCCCUCAUUAUAUGUUAGCUGCCAUAGUGGGAAUUCAGAGGAAGGAGAGAAGUCAAGGAGACCCUCUUAGCUGGAUGGUGCUCUCUAGCCUCCUGUCUAUAUUUCCUUUCAGAUCCCAAAUGAGAACUUCACUUUUUUCUAUUCCUGUAUUUUCUUUUUGUCUUUAUCUUUUGGGUAAAUUUGUCUGGCUUCAGGUCUAAGGCACUCCAGCACCAAGGGCUGCUCAGCUGUUUCCUGUCUUUAUGAGAAGCAAGGAUCUCUACCCUAUGGUUGAGCUAGCAGGAGGAGUGUUGUGAGGGAAGCAUCCCCCACCUGCUGGACAAAAAGUAAGUAACCAACAAAUAAAUGCAAGUUCCCCUCUAAUCUCUUGUCCACACUGGUACUAAAUUUACACUCCUAAAGGCCCUCUUCUUCCCUCUUCCUGUGGAUGAAUUCUCCUCACAGUCAGCCUCUCUGUUUGCACACUUGCAUUCUUGUGGACAUUGUUUCUGCCAUUCUCCCACUCUCUCCUGCAGCAGCAAUUUUCCCCACUCCACUGGAUCGUUCUAGGUCAGCUUAUAAACAUUAUUCUUCCCAUCAGGAAAACAAACAAAAACAACCCUCUUUUGACUCUACAUCCUCCUGCAGCUGCCACACAUUCUCCUUCCCUUUAUAGCAAAAUUCCUCGGAAAGGGUGUAUGUACUCAACAUUUUCAAUUCCUCUACUAUGCCCUCUUGGACUUAUUCCAACCAGAUGUUUGACCCCCUACAAACCACCAAAACUGCUCAUCUCAAGAUCACCAAUUGCUCCACAUUGGUCAAUCCAAUGACUGUUUCUUAAUCUUCGUAUGAUAAUCUGUAAGCAGCAUUUAGUAUAGUUGAUUACUCUCUUUUCCUUAAAACACUUUCUUCACUUAGUCUCCAGGAUUUCUCACAAUUCUGGUUUUCUUCUUUUGUCUCUUCCUUCCCAGUGUCUUUUUGAUUCCUUUUCAUUUUCCCAAACUCAACAUAUUAGGUUGGCCCCUGGGAUGGAGUCAUCAAAACUUCCUUUCCACCAACAUUCAUCUCCUGAGUAAUUGUGGCUGAUCCUUCGGCUUUUAAAUCCUAUCUUUUUUUCUGAGAACCUCCCAAUUCAUAUUCCAGUCUAGACCUCUUUCUUGAAGUCAGACCCACAUAUGAAACCAUCUACUUGCCACAUCCACUUGGGUGUUUAAUAGACAUCUCCCACUUAACAUGUCCCAAACCAAGCUCUUGAUAGUUCUCUUCAAACCUGUCCUUCCUGUGGCCUUCUUUGUGUCAGACAACAGCGACUCCACUCUUGUAGUUACUCAAAUGUUUGGUGUCGUUUGACUCUUCUUUUUUCCUCAUUCCUCAUAUCCAUCCAUUGCCACGUUCUGUCAACUCUACUUUCAAAAUCUAUCGAGAAUCCAACUACAUCUCCCAUCCCUGCUUGGACCCUGGUCCAAGCCACCAUCGUCCUGCAUCAGGAUUACUGCAAUGGCCGCCUAGUUAGACUUCCUGCGUAUGGCCUUUCAACCUGCUCAGAGUGCAACAACCAAAGUGAUUCUGUUAAAGAACUGGCUAAAGUGCUAUGGCUAUCUGCUUCCCUCUGGCUCUCGGGUGCCCGAGCUGCACUCAGGGAAGGCCUUACAGUCAGCAGUCUCCACUAUGCAGCAGUUUUACGGAAUCCCUGUCACCGGUGUGUUGGAUCAGACAACAAUCGAGUGGAUGAAGAAGCCCCGCUGCGGGGUCCCCGAUCACCCCCACUUAAGCCGCAGGCGGAGGAACAAGCGCUAUGCCCUGACUGGCCAGAAAUGGAGGCAAAAACACAUCACCUACAGCAUUCACAACUACACCCCGAAGGUGGGUGAGCUAGACACACGGAAAGCGAUUCGCCAGGCUUUCGAUGUCUGGCAGAAGGUGACCCCGCUGACCUUUGAAGAGGUGCCAUACCAUGAGAUCAAAAGUGACCGGAAGGAGGCAGACAUCAUGAUCUUCUUUGCUUCUGGUUUCCAUGGCGACAGCUCCCCAUUUGAUGGAGAAGGAGGAUUCCUGGCCCAUGCCUACUUUCCUGGCCCAGGGAUUGGAGGAGACACUCACUUUGACUCAGAUGAGCCAUGGACACUAGGAAACGCCAACCAUGAUGGGAAUGACCUCUUCCUGGUGGCUGUGCACGAGCUGGGCCAUGCACUGGGACUGGAGCACUCCAACGACCCCAGCGCCAUCAUGGCACCCUUCUACCAGUACAUGGAGACACACAACUUCAAACUGCCUCAGGAUGAUCUCCAGGGCAUCCAGAAGAUCUACGGUAUGUGGCAGGGGAGAGGGGGCCUCUGCUCUGUCUUCGGGGCUGGACUGUGA
Leptonychotes weddellii (Weddell seal) is the source of this 2798-nucleotide messenger RNA. Lineage: Eukaryota; Metazoa; Chordata; Mammalia; Carnivora; Phocidae. The record is from RefSeq and is a predicted model, not a curated record.